Trematosphaeria pertusa is the source of this 435-nucleotide messenger RNA. RefSeq lists its product as uncharacterized. The coding region runs from base 82 to 339 and encodes 85 amino acids. Lineage: Eukaryota; Fungi; Ascomycota; Dothideomycetes; Pleosporales; Trematosphaeriaceae. The transcript has a single exon. The record is from RefSeq and is a predicted model, not a curated record.
UACAUUUCUCACAAGCCCAAUUAUCAAUACUUACAACAUUGAUUCUUCCUCCUGUCUCAUCAUCCACGUUACAUUCUUUGCAUGGAUUUUUUUCCUUCGCAUUUCUCAACCGUUCAUCACUCCCUGCAACACUUCUCGAUCUGGAGGGAAUCACGUGACGUGAUCGACCCAACUCACCACAUAUCCACCGAUAAACCAAACCAUCCAAUCAAACCCGCCAGGUCUGAUUGCAUAUGCCUCGGAUGUGUCGAUAUGCCAGGGCGAAGAGAAGCUACCGCGUCGCCAUGCCGCCAUUUUGUCAUUUCAUCUUUCGUCUUUCGUCGUUCCAUUGAGAGCUAGACUGCACUCUGGAAGCAAAGCAUCUAUAGCGUACCCGAUCGAUAGUAGAGGGCCCGAAACGGCCAGUUGCAUCCUCGAGGCUGCAGAGGAGAAUUA